Messenger RNA from Euleptes europaea (tarantolino), 990 nucleotides. Its product is annotated as veficolin-1-like. Bases 1 to 990 code for a protein of 329 amino acids. The record is from RefSeq and is a predicted model, not a curated record. The transcript is spliced from 8 exons. NCBI's taxonomy places the organism in Eukaryota, Metazoa, Chordata, Lepidosauria, Squamata, Sphaerodactylidae.
AUGACCGUCUGGAUUAACUUUCCGGUGGUGCUGGCAUUCCUGAUCCUUGUGUCUAAGAAGAACGGAAGCUAUGGACAGGAGACGGAAGCCACCUGCUGUGCACAGCUAAAAGGCUUAUCCCAAUGUGGAGCAGACAAGGUUUUCUUCCAGGGCCAGCCAGGCACACCAGGACUUCCAGGAGUGCCAGGAAUCAACGGAUUGCCUGGUGCUAAGGGUGACUCAAGCCCUCAGGGCCCCCCAGGUGAGAGAGGAUCUGGUGGAGCAACUGGGAAAGCUGGACCCAAGGGAGAGAAAGGAGACCAAGGAAAUGCAGUCAGUUGUGCCAGCUGCCAGCAGCAAGAGACCAGAGCCAGAAACUGCAAAGAGCUUUUAGAACUCGGAGAGACACUGAAUGGCUGGUACACUGUCUAUCCGGUGACAGGGAAAGCAAUGACGGUCUUCUGUGACAUGGAGACUGAUGGGGGAGGAUGGUUGGUAUUCCAGAGGCGGCAGGAUGGAUCAGUGGAUUUCUACCGUGGCUGGCAGUCCUACAAGAAAGGAUUUGGGAACCAAGCUUCUGAAUUCUGGCUGGGCAAUGAUAAAGUCCAUCUUCUCACAAAUUCUGGAGUACAGCAGCUACGGAUCGAUACCAGGGACUUCAAUGACACGAAUACUUAUGCGGCGUACACCACUUUCCGCAUCCUGAGUGAGGAGGAAAACUACCAGCUGCAAGUGGGAGCGUACUUAGGUGGUAACAUGGGUGAUUCCUUCUCAACACAUACUGGCAUGAACUUCUCUACACUGGACAAGGAUAAUGAUAUCCAUGACACAGGAAGCUGUGCGGUGUCCUACAAGGGUGCCUGGUGGUACAGUGUCUGCCACUCUUCCAACCUGAAUGGCCUGUACCUCAAAGGCGAACACACUUCUUACGCCAAUGGCAUCAACUGGGCUACUGGGAAGGGACACCAUUAUUCUUACAAAUAUGCAGAUAUGAAAAUUAGACCACAGUAG